This is a messenger RNA of Macadamia integrifolia, 495 nucleotides long. RefSeq lists its product as uncharacterized. Lineage: Eukaryota; Viridiplantae; Streptophyta; Magnoliopsida; Proteales; Proteaceae. The transcript has a single exon. Bases 89 to 298 code for a protein of 69 amino acids. The record is from RefSeq and is a predicted model, not a curated record.
CGUUUAUUUGUCCGCCUGUCUCUCAAACCAGAAAGUCGUCUCUCUCUCUCUCUGUUUCUUUGUGGGUUUGGUUCGCAAGACGGCUCAGAUGUUGCAGUUAUUCUUCGCCGUAGCCUUUUCGGCGGUGCCUUUGACGCUUUACGUUCCACCGAUUCGAAGCUUGAAUCUCUUCGUGGAGACGAUAGAGACUCUUCUGAGACAAAGCACAGAGUACACCGUUAGGCUUUAUCCUCGAAUUCGGCUCGCUUGUUCCAGGAUCCUGGCUUAUGUGCUUCGUAUCAGAAAUUUGAUACCCUAAAUUGAUAUCAAUUGAUCAUUAUUGGAUUCAGAUCUUAUUGUUUUUCUUCUUCUACCCUUUUCUAUACUUUGUAAAGUUUGCAGUUUUGGGGAAAAAAGGUUUAUCCCUGUUUAGAUUUUAGGAUUUUAAUUGUUUGAUUUGUAAAUGGAGGUUAUUCUUCCCAGGCAAAGUAAUAUAUCGAUUUCCGUUUGAUAGUA